Pararge aegeria (speckled wood butterfly) is the source of this 2035-nucleotide messenger RNA. It is a transcript of the gene Shaw, whose product is annotated as potassium voltage-gated channel protein Shaw-like. Gene Ontology annotation, cellular component: axon; neuronal cell body membrane; voltage-gated potassium channel complex. Gene Ontology annotation, biological process: potassium ion transmembrane transport; protein homooligomerization. Gene Ontology annotation, molecular function: protein binding; delayed rectifier potassium channel activity. The record is from RefSeq and is a predicted model, not a curated record. Lineage: Eukaryota; Metazoa; Arthropoda; Insecta; Lepidoptera; Nymphalidae. Bases 61 to 1911 code for a protein of 616 amino acids. The transcript is spliced from 8 exons.
GUGGACAAAGCCGGUCACCAUAGCAAUAUUAUUGUCAUAUUGGAUUGGGGAGAUUCAAAAAUGAAUCUCCUCAACAUGGAUGCUGAGAACCGCGUGGUUCUGAACGUGGGCGGGAUCCGGCAUGAGACGUACAAGGCUACGCUGAAGAAGAUACCAGCUACCAGGCUCUCCAGGCUAACGGAGGCCCUGGCCAACUACGACCCAGUCCUCAAUGAGUACUUCUUCGACAGGCAUCCGGGGGUCUUCGCGCAGGUCCUGAAUUAUUACAGGACCGGUAAGCUCCAUUACCCCACAGACGUCUGUGGGCCGCUGUUUGAAGAGGAGCUGGAGUUCUGGGGCCUGGACGCUAACCAGGUUGAGCCUUGCUGCUGGAUGACGUACACUCAGCAUCGAGAUACACAAGAAACCUUGGCUGUGUUAGACCGCUUAGACCUAGACACUGAGAAACCGUCUGAUGAGGAGGUGGCGCGCAAGUUCGGCUUUGAAGAAGACUACUAUAACGGCACCGUGUCGUGGUGGCAGCAACUCAAGCCGCAAAUGUGGUCACUGUUCGAUGAGCCGUACAGUUCUAAUGCUGCUAAGAUAAUCGGUGUAAUAUCAGUGUUUUUUAUUUGUGUUUCAAUUAUAUCGUUUUGCCUGAAAACUCACCCGGACAUGAGAGUGCCAGUGAUCAGAAACUAUACAGUGACCACCGCGAACCAGACCCCGGGCUGGGCGUUGGACAAAGUGCAGACAAACGCCCACGUAGCCUUUUUCUACAUCGAGUGUGUGUGCAACGCGUGGUUCACACUGGAAAUCCUCGUUAGAUUUAUAUCCUCGCCUAAUAAGUGCGAGUUUGUAAAGUCCUCCGUUAACAUCAUCGAUUAUAUCGCAACAAUGAGUUUCUACAUCGACCUGAUCCUCCAAAAGUACGCGUCUCACGUCGAGAACGCUGACAUUUUAGAAUUCUUCUCCAUUAUUAGAAUUAUGAGACUGUUUAAAUUGACAAGGCACUCGUCCGGCCUUAAAAUCCUCAUUCAAACUUUUAGAGCAUCCGCCAAAGAACUGACUCUUUUAGUGUUUUUCUUAGUACUUGGAAUUGUAAUUUUCGCGAGUCUGGUGUAUUACGCGGAAAGGAUACAGACGAACCCCCACAACGACUUCAACAGCAUACCGCUAGGAUUAUGGUGGGCGCUGGUCACCAUGACAACAGUGGGUUAUGGUGACAUGGCGCCAAAAACGUACGUUGGUAUGUUCGUCGGUGCACUUUGCGCGCUCGCUGGUGUGCUGACGAUAGCUCUGCCCGUGCCUGUCAUAGUGUCAAACUUUGCAAUGUACUACUCGCACACACAGGCGCGCGCAAAACUACCCAAGAAGAGACGAAGAGUGAUCAACGUGGAGCCUACUAGACCACCGCUAAGAGCUCCAGGUGUUCCAGGGGGUCCGGCAGGUCCCAUAGCACCAGGCAUGGGUGCACAAGCUGUGAAUCGAAGAAUGAAUGCCAUAAAGACAAACCAUCCAAAAGACAUGAUUGGACCUAACAUGGUCGCAAGCUUAAUGCCGGGAAUGGAUUUAGUUGCAACCCGUCUUACACCCAGUCCUCGUGACAUGAGUCCCGCUCUAGCAAUAGCUAUACCAAUGAUGAAGUCCGUUAACCUGGUACCAGCCCAGUGCUUCGAUAAUAUGGCAUACCAUAAUGAAAAACCAGAAGAAAAGCCCUCAGAAGAAACUGAAAGUUCUAGCAGACAAGAAUCGGUUGAAAGUGAUAACACAGUGAAAGUAAAUGAUUAUAACAGCGAACAAUAUGAUAAAAUGGAAGAGAAGACCGAUGCUAGAACACCUCUUCUUAGAGACCAUAAAAUCGAAUCGCUUGACGAAAAUAAACUAAGAGACACCAACAUCGAAAAGCGAAAAUCAUCAGCUUCAACAUAACGAAUAAUACAAAAAAGUUAUAAAGUUAAUUUAAAAAUAGAAAUGUAUUAUAUCGAACUAAUAUAACCGUUAAGUUAGUGAAAGAGACCAAUAGUAUUCUAAGAAUUAUUUUAAAUUAUUAUAA